Messenger RNA from Miscanthus lutarioriparius, 285 nucleotides. Lineage: Eukaryota; Viridiplantae; Streptophyta; Magnoliopsida; Poales; Poaceae. The record is from the annotation of a GenBank genome assembly.
AUGGCAAGCCGAGGAAGACACCGCCACCACAUCAAGGAAGAGCAGGCACCGGUGCUUGAAUGUCACCCCUCCACAGAUCUGGCCCUCACCGGCGAGGAGGUGCCGGACCCGGCCAUGACACCGGUGGAUCUAGCCACGGAUGCGGAAGAAUACGCCCAGUUCCUGUUCUAUCUAGACAGGCAGCCCAUCCGUGAAGAUAUAAUUAGUGUUAUUCAUGGCAUGGAUACAAAGGAUGGAUUAUCUGUUGAUGCAGCAUCAAGAAUAGUAGAUGCAUUUCCAAACUAG